Messenger RNA from Crotalus tigris (Tiger rattlesnake), 1952 nucleotides. RefSeq names its product fibroblast growth factor 5 (gene FGF5). The record is from RefSeq and is a predicted model, not a curated record. Gene Ontology annotation, cellular component: cytoplasm. Gene Ontology annotation, biological process: positive regulation of cell population proliferation; fibroblast growth factor receptor signaling pathway; cell differentiation. The coding region runs from base 218 to 1135 and encodes 305 amino acids. Lineage: Eukaryota; Metazoa; Chordata; Lepidosauria; Squamata; Viperidae. Gene Ontology annotation, molecular function: growth factor activity; fibroblast growth factor receptor binding. The transcript has 4 exons.
GCCGCGCUCUCGGACCGCGCUCUCCCUCUCGCGGGCCGACUAUGCCGCCUUCCCAGCGCGGCGGAGCGCACGGCCGGCCGCCCCGAAGGUGCAGCAGCAGCAGCGGCGGCGGCGGCGGGAGCAGCAGCAGCGGCGGGAGCAGCAGCAGCAGCAGCAGCCGCCGCCGCUUCUCCUCCUCCUCCUCCAAAAUGCCAGGCGCGUCCCUCGGGCUGGAAGCAUGAGCCUGCCUUUCUCCAGCUGCCACCACCACCACCUCCUCCUCCUCCUCUUGCUUAGCCACUUGAUCCUCCUGGCUCUGGCGUACCCGCGGCCCCCUGUGGCGCAAUUUGGAGAGGCCGAGCACCACAACGGCGGCAGCAGCAGCAGCAGCAGCAGCAAUCUUGGAAAUCGCCCCGCCACUUCGUCUCUCUCCUCCUCUUCCUCUUCCUCCUCCUCUUCUUCUUCUUCUUCCUCCUCCUCCUCCUCCUUUCCAGCACCUUCCUCUUAUUCCUCCCCCUCCGUCGGAGUUCAAAACGGCGGCGCGGAGAUGAGCAGUUUUAAGUGGAGUCCCUCCGGACGUCGAACGGGCAGCCUCUACUGCAGGGUGGGCAUCGGUUUCCACCUCCAGAUCCACCCGGAUGGGCAGGUCAACGGCUCUCACCAAGACAGCCUCUUAACUGGAGGAGCUCAGCAGAUGUUCCAGUUCUUGCUGGGUAUUUUGGAAAUAUUCGCUGUGUCUCAGGGGAUAGUAGGAAUACGCGGAGUUUUCAGCAACAAAUUUUUAGCCAUGUCGAAAAAAGGAAAACUGCAUGCAAGUGCCAAAUUCACCGAUGACUGCAAGUUCAGGGAGCGGUUUCAAGAAAACAGCUAUAACACCUACUCCUCGGCGGUUCACCGGACGGGCAAAACCGGAAGAGAGUGGUACGUGGCUUUGAAUAAGCGAGGGAAAGCCAAGCGUGGGUGCAGCCCACGAGUAAAACCCCAGCACGUCUCCACUCAUUUCCUUCCCCGGUUCAAACAAACCGAACCACCAGAACUUUCUUUUACAGUAGCCGUCCCUGAGAAGAGAAGACCACCGGUGGUGGCUCUUCCAGCCAAGCCCAAAAUUCCUCAGAAGAAACCCAUCAAGUACAGACUCAAGUUUCGCUUUGGGUAGCAAUUCCUUGUUAAUUCUCAAACGAAGAAACAAUCUUCUUUACUCAGGAACUGCCUCCAAGCAGUGUCAUGGUGCAGAAAGACAGACCGUGAUCUGUGAUAUACCUUCAUCUCCAUUCUCGGAUCUCAUUUGAGGCCUAAGCUACAAGUCGAACCACUUUGGGGAAGAGAGUUAAAAAAGAAAGAAAGAAAGACAUGGAAUCCUUCGGCUAAGCUAAGGAGGAAAGCACCAAAGGAAUUCAGAUCCAGAAGGAAGCCUUAAUUUGCCAUCCCAUCUCUUUCUGCUUUCCAAUCCUUUGACCACAGAUUGUCUUCUGCUGGCUUUAAAUGGCUGAACUGCUGUGUGUAAAAUAACUUUUCCGAGAUGUGAAAGAUUACCUCAUACGUUGAGUCUGUUCUCUUUUUUUAUCACUUCUAUCUGGUUUUUAAUUGCUUUAGUUCUGUACUUUUUUGUCUUGUAAGUUCAGGGGAAAGAGGCGAAGACGGUGGCUCGUGUCAUGUUCUCUGCACGUAUGUGUUUCUCUGUCCCGUCACUUUUUUUUUUCCUGCACUUUUAAGAACAUGUUUGAAAAUACCUCAAAUGACGAUUAUCAGUGGAUUUGCUCAGCUCAUUCCUCUGGUGAUCUAAACUGUUGGAAUCUGGGAAGGAGGAAAGGAAAAUGUAAUAAAUUGACCAGGAUGGAAUGGUCUGAUGUGAAAUUACAAGGACAAUACAGGUAGACCUUGACUUAUAACAGUUCAUUUACUGAUGUUACAACGGCAGUGAAAAAAAGUGACCAUUGUAGCAUCCCCACGGUCACAUGAUCAAAUUUUAGACG